AUCGAUAAAUUUUGUAAUGUAAUUAUCAACAUAAGUAUGAGUCACCAUUUCUUUGUCAAAGCGCCAAGUUCUGAAGCAACGCUAACGUAAACAACAUGUAGAGUACAUAGUGAUAACAAUGCCUGUUAUUAUUAGUCUUAUUAGUUUUGCCGUUUUGUUUUUAAUUCAUUAGUUUCUUUGUAGAAGUGAUAAAUAUUAAUUAGGUACAAAUUUUUUGUUACUAUAAAUUCACUUUUCUUAUUAAAUUCAAGAAUUUGUUUUAAUUUAAUAUUAAUUGACUUUUAAAUUACAGUUCUAUAUCAAUUUUAUUGUGCCGUUAAUAACAAUGAAAAAAAUGAGAACAAUUUUCAUUUUAGAUGCGGGAGCAUUAUUUUCGUUACAACUACUUCAAUUUUUCAGUCUAGAUUUUUACAUUAUGAUUGUAUUUCAAGAUUCUUGGUAUUCAAGGUAUCCGAAUGCAUUAUUCUUGGUCCUAAACAUUGUGUUGACAUUACUAUUUUAUCAUACAUUCCUCAACUGUUAUAAAGAAUACAAAUACGAACGCAGUAAAAAAACUAAUACUGCAGAAGUUGUAGUACAUAAGACAAAAUAUCCUGUAUAUUUAAAUUGUAUUACUUGGACUACAUAUGUAGUAGUUUUGUUUAGCAAAAUUGUUUUAAUAUUUUCAAAUGAAGUUUUAUCAUUAAUUGGUUAUGAUGACUUCAUGGGACCUCAAAUGCUUAAGCUUCUUAUUGGGUUGUCUGGAAUUGUAUUUUAUUUAUUGGUUAACGCUGAAUGUUUUGGAAGACAAAUUAACCGUGAAAAGUGGCCAACUAAUGCAUGGAUUGUUGAAAUAUUUGAUUCUGUAGAAAUACUAUCAAUAGUCAUAUCAAUCAAUGUUUCUCUUGGUUAUAUAGAAUACUUAAUAUAUGCUACAGCUUUUAUUAACUUCCUUUUACCUGUUUGGAUUUUAUAUAGUUUAUCUCAACCAGAUUUUAAUUCUAAGCCAAUGGGUUUUCCACAGCCCAUAUGUUAUAACUUUAUGCAUUUAAUAUUGGUUCAGAUGCCAUUUCUUGGAAUUCGAUUAUAUAUGUGGGUUGUAUAUAAUCAAAAUGCUUCAGUAUUUAUGAUGAAGAAUCUUUUACACAUGAUAUUCUUUUUACAUUCAAUGUAUCCACAUGUGGUUGAAAUCAGUAAAAAAAAUCAAUAUAGUCCAGAAAAUGGUCUAAUUGAAUGUGAGCCAGAAAUUCUAUUAACUAAUCGUAAACAAGAUGAACCUAUUGCAGUUCUUUAGUUGUUUAAAAAUUAAUUAAAUUAUAUGAAUAUUUUAAUUUAUUAUAUUGACAUUCCAGACUAAUUUUUAAAAAAUUUGAUAAGGAAAAUAAUAUUGGUAAUAAUAUUGGCUAUAUUACUUUGGAUAUAACUUAUUUUUAUUAAUUUAUUUCUAAUUAUUUUAAAACUAAAAAUAAUUUUUGUAUCUAGUAUUCUAUAAACAAUUAAAAAAGUAUUUUAGUUUUAUUAUAAAUUUUUUAUUUAUGAAGUUUUCUUUAAUAUUUUUGUUUAAUUAAUUCUAUAAAAGUUCUAUUUUAUAUUGGUACUAUUUUGAUUUUACAAUUUGCCAUUUAAGUUCAUGUUAUUACAUAUUUAAUAUGUAAGGCAUUUAAAAUUAUUUUUAUUAUAAUUAUUUUAAGUUUGACUUAUUUUGUUCAAUAAUAAUAUCAAUUGCUACAAUUUUGUUAAAUUUUUACUUAAAAUUAAUAUAUAAUAAUAGUUGUAAAAAGUGUAUAUUUUCAUGCUAUUUUUUAAUUUUUGGAGCAAUUGGUUAGUUUUAGGGUGUCUAUUUUUAUUUUUUGUAUACAUUUUAAGAAAGCUCUAAGAUAUAUCAAUAUUGACUUAUUUAUAAUAUAAUUUGCUAAAAGACUAUCAGAAUUAAUUUAUUGUGGAACAAAAAGACUUACUUAAAAAGUAAAAGACUUAUGAAAUAAUAGUAAUUUUUAAUAUUAUACCUAUAUGUAUAUAUAAAUUUAUUGUUCCUAUGAAAAUUUUUAAUCUUAAAAUUUGUAACUCUUUAUAGAACUAAAAAAAUGUAAAAAAAAAAUGAAUUUAUAUUUUUUAUGUAUGAAUCUAAAUUGUUUUACUAUAAAGCUGUAAAUAUUUUAUUGAAUGGAAUUUUUUAUAUUAUUUAUUAUUUCUUUUAUAAAUGUUUAUAUUAACAUUUUUACUAAGUAUAUUUUAAGAAUUAUAAAAUUGAAAUAUUUUGUUUAUUUUUAUUACUUCAUAAAUUAUUUGUGUUGACUUUAUACAUAAUAAAAUAUUUAAUUUAAAAUGAAAAAGUUUGUUUAUGUCGUUAAAUUUGUAUUUCUUGCAGUUCUUUUAUGUUAAUAUGAUUAAACAGUUGGGUAUUAUUCUAUUGUCUGAUCUACUUUAUAAUAGUAUUGUAUACAUACAAAAUGUUCAGUAUGUAAGGAAACGGUUUUCUUCUGUUCUCACUCUGUAUAUAUACAGAGUGUUCAAUAAGUAAGGAAAUAGGUAAAUUGUUAUAAACAAUGAGAACAGAAGAAAUCCGUUUCCUUACAUACUGAACACUAUAUAUUAAUAAUGUAUAGUAAAAGUUUACUCUUGUUGGAUUUUAUUAAACUAUUACUUAUAA
Molecule: messenger RNA, 2629 nt
Organism: Daktulosphaira vitifoliae (grape phylloxera)
Lineage: Eukaryota; Metazoa; Arthropoda; Insecta; Hemiptera; Phylloxeridae
Exons: 2
Coding region: 326-1273 (315 amino acids)
Source: RefSeq, a predicted model, not a curated record